UCUACUAUUGCCAUUGGCUGCGGCCGUGUUGAGCUUCCGUCGGCCUCCGUCGUGUAGAAGGAUGAACUCCGUGCUUCUACUUCGGGUGUCGGUCCAUGAGCGGAUUAGUGCCGCGGCCGAAGACUUCCUGCUGCCGCUGGAGAAGGCUGGAGCAGCAGUGCAGGUGUCACUGCUGCGGCCGCUGCUCACUGAGAGGCUGGCGGCCGCCGCCGAGGAGGUUGUCGCGUUGUUCGACAAAACCGUGUCACACUACGAAACCAAGAUUCGUCGGUCCGAGAAGGAGGUCUGUCGUCAAAGGGAGGCUCUGGCUUCCCUGCUGAGAACCGGACCCAAACCUCAGAGACCCGAUGUCUUGAAAGUGAUCGUUGGCGACGACGAGCUGAAGAAGGCUUCCAGUCCGGAGCACAGCGACCAAGAGGCCCGAUGUUUUAAAGAAGAGGACACGUGGAGUUGUCAAGAGGAAGAGGGGAACAUCUCUGUUCAUCAUUUGAAGAGUGAGAGUGAUAAAGAUCAGCCCCUGCGUCUUCCUCACACUGAGCCAGCCAGCAGUACCUCGCAUUCAAAAGCAGCAGAGCCACUCUUCAGCUGCGGCACUGAAGACGAGACCUCGCGUUCACCAGACCUGGUCUGGCUGGAGCCCAGUUGUCAUCCAGAUAAUAGCAACUUUGCCAAGAACAGCUGUGACCCAAUACAAUCUCUGACUUGUUCACAGUGUGGUAAGCUCUUUAGCUCAAAGUCAAGUGUGACCAAACAUAUGAGAAUCCACACUGGAGAGAAGCCCUUCAGCUGCAUCUUCUGUAAUGCCUGUUUCACUCAGCGCCAGGCCCUGGAGCGCCAUCUCAGGACACACACGGGGGUGAAGCCCUUUCCCUGCGCCGUCUGUGACAAAAGAUUCACCCAAAAAAGUCACAUGCUGAGACACAUGAUGACUCAUACCGGAGAGAAACCAUUCAGUUGCGCAUUCUGCGAUCGCGUUUGUGCAGAGAAAGCUGACCUGAAGGAACACAUGAGAGUCCACACAGGAGAAAAACCUUUCGUCUGCUCCAUCUGUGGCACUGGAUUUUCACAGCGCCAGGCCAUGAUUCGCCACAUCAGAACUCACACCGGAGUUAAACCUCACCUCUGUCUCAUCUGUGGAAAGAGUUUUUCCCAGAAAAGUCACAUGAUGAGACACAUGGCUACCCAUGAAGGGAAAAACCAGGUCUUGCAGGAGCACACACAAACGCAUGCUCAGACACAAACUCAAGCCGACUCUCCAGACGAAGCUGAAAACCCAGACUGAGCUGUUCUGAACGUCAUUUGCUAUUGAUGUAAGCCAUUAUUUAUGCUUGUUUUGGUGCAGAAAAGAAAACUGUGCGCUAUUGUUAUCCUAACUGAAUUAAACCAGAGCUGACCUUGCACUUAUUUGCUUGGUUUACCUCCAACCUCAGCCAAAUGAUGCCGUACGCUGUCACGGGCUCCUUUCACUCGGGCUGGACGUGUUUUGGCUGUAUGGCGGUAUUGGAUACAAAGUGAUGUAUUAAACACGGCCAACUGUCCAGAUUGUCUUCUACAGUAAUCACAUCUCUCAUAGCAAGUAGCUUUCGCCCAAUAAAAUGAUAAAAAAUAGUAGUGAUGGGUAAAAAUGAGGAGGCUUCAUAAAGCGUUUGGCCACAAUAGCACAGUGUGGAUACUGCGUCACUGAACACUGACACCUGCUGGACAUUAAAAGUCCCUGCAGGCAGCCGACUUGACAGACUGAGCUGAC
Messenger RNA from Synchiropus splendidus (mandarinfish), 1747 nucleotides. RefSeq names its product zinc finger protein 771-like. The record is from RefSeq and is a predicted model, not a curated record. The coding region runs from base 62 to 1282 and encodes 406 amino acids. Gene Ontology annotation, cellular component: nucleus. Lineage: Eukaryota; Metazoa; Chordata; Actinopteri; Syngnathiformes; Callionymidae. The transcript has 2 exons.